Messenger RNA from Thlaspi arvense, 1230 nucleotides. NCBI's taxonomy places the organism in Eukaryota, Viridiplantae, Streptophyta, Magnoliopsida, Brassicales, Brassicaceae. The record is from the annotation of a GenBank genome assembly.
GCAUGGAGAAUCAUCCACAUACCUGAAAAGCCUGCAUUGCCACCUAACCAUCAGCCAACUGUGAAGGUCUAUGCGAGUGUAAUCAAGCCCAAAUUCGCCAAUACGAUAGUGAGGCAUUUAUGCAAGACUUUUCCUCUUGAAGAUCUUCGUCAUGUUAAAAGGGUGCGAAAGAAGAUUCUUCCAGAUCAUGGUGAACCUCAGUUGACUGUCAUCUUAUGUCUAGCACCUGAGCACAACGAUCAUUUGAAUGAUAUGCCACCUGAUGUACAGAAACUCGUUGAGCCCUACGAGUUGAGUCCUUUUAUUACACAAGUAUGCAAAUAUGCUGCGGUGUCGAAAGAAGAGUGGGAAGAACAAUGUAAGAUAUGGCCAACUUCAUUUCACCCCCCUACCUACAAUAUAGAUGGCAUUGGUGGAUUCAGUGAGGAGGAGACACAAUCAAUCUGCAAGUUCAUGAGACUUGCUAUUGAUCUGGCAGUAUCUGGUCACAGUCCACUUGUAAACGCUGCAGUGAUAGUUGAUCCUUCAGUUAGGAGGAUAAUAGCUUGUGAAACUGAUCAAGUAUAUCCAUCGUCUGCUCCUCGCGACAUGACCUUCAAGGAAAGAGUGGAAGCUAACCACUGUCAGAGUAUUGACAGAGUGACUAACGCUAGCUCGGAGAUGUGCUUAAACGGCGUACUUGAAAAACUGAAUGGUUCAUUGUCUACUGUUGCUUGUCUGAAUCCCUGGCAAUGGAGUUUGCAGCCACAUGACAGUGAAGAGUGUAGCCAAUGGCACCCUCUAAGGCACGCUUCCAUAGUUGCCAUUGAAUCUUCUUCUGCAAGAGAUAGACAUCUGUUUCCCAAUUCAUCCCAGAGUUUAGGUCCGGAUCAUUCUCAACCCUCAAAUGCCGAUUCUCCAGCUAAAAAGCAGAAAACAAGCAGCCACAGUCCAUAUGUCCAACAUGACAGCAGAGAAGAAGCUCUUAGAGAGGCUUCAAUGGAAAGGCCUUACCUCUGCACUGGUUAUGACAUUUUCCUCCUAUGGGAGCCUUGUACAAUGUGUGCUAUGGCGCUUGUGCAUCAAAGAGUAAAACGAAUAUUCUAUGCUUUCCCAAACCCAACGGCAGGCGGUCUCGGGAGUGUUCAUAGACUUCAAGGGGAAAAGAGUUUAAACCACCAUUAUGCAGUCUUCAGAGUUUUGCUACCUGGACAUGCCCAUAAUUGUAGUACAAGUUCUGAUCAAGGAAGC